AUGGCAAGUUGUGACUCGUUGGAUGACAAGGAGUCUGUGGAUUUUCACGACAACCCUCCUCUCCCAGACAAUGUGGUGAAAGAGGAAGACAACACCGUGUAUUUUAUCUACGAUGAGGAGGUGGAGGAGGAGGAGAAGGAGGAGCUGCCCCCUGUGGAACCCCCCAGACCUGUCAACGACAAACCACACAAGUUCAAAGACCACUACUGCAAGAAGCCCAAGUUCUGUGACGUCUGUGCGCGGAUGAUCGUCCUGAAUAAUAAGUUUGCAUUGCGAUGUAAGAACUGCAAAACCAGCAUCCAUCACCAGUGUCAGUCCUACGUCGAGUUCCAGAAAUGUUUCGGGAAAAUUCCCCCAGGCUUCAGAAGGGCCUACAGCUCGCCUCUGUACAGCAGUCUGCAGAACGCCACCGUCUCACAGCUACUGCCCUUCUCGCAGUCCAACCGCACAGACCCGGUGUUCGAGACGCUGCGUAUCGGCGUGAUCAUGGCCAACAAGGAACGGAAGAAAGGCUCCGAAGACAAAAAGAACAUGAUGAUGAUGAUGAUGGAGGACGAGCCCAAAGCCGAAGAGGAGGGUGGAGACGGAGCAAAUGUGGAGGGAGACAAGAGAGGGGACAAAGCACCUUCUGAUGACAAGAAUAAGAAAGUGCAGCCUGGAAAGCUCAGCGUGUUCUCUCAGUCGCACUAUUACCUGGCCCUGUAUCGUUUCAAAGCCAUCGAGAAGGACGACCUGGAUGUCCACCCUGGAGACCGCAUCACAGUGAUAGACGACUCCAACGAAGAGUGGUGGAGGGGCAAAAGUAGAGAAAGAACCGGCUUUAUCCCAGCCAACUACAUCAUCCGUGUGCGUGCUGGAGAGAGCGUGUACAAAGUGAUGCGUUCCUUUGUGGGCAACAAAGAGAUGGGCCAAAUCACACUGAAGAGAGACCAGAUCGUGGUAAAGAAGGGCGAGGAGGUGAACGGAUACCUUAAAGUCAGUACAGGCCGAAAACUGGGCUUCUUUCCGGCCAAUCUGCUGCAAGAAAUCUGA
Messenger RNA from Knipowitschia caucasica, 1032 nucleotides. Lineage: Eukaryota; Metazoa; Chordata; Actinopteri; Gobiiformes; Gobiidae. The record is from the annotation of a GenBank genome assembly.